AGCAUGCAACGCAAUCAAAUCCACAAUAUAAUAUCAUUAAUGUAAUAUAUACGUGUGAAAAUUCAAUAAAACUUUCUAAUUAUAUUGAAUUUUUAAUAGAAAUGCAAACUACUAAUUAGUCUUGUCUAUUAAAGCCGUAUAAAAACUUGCACACCAGAUUAAAAAUUUUUUCAUUGAAAACAGUCUGCUAUCUGUAAACGUGUAUGAAUGUAUAUACAUUGUUAAAACCACUAUAUCCAUUAGACGUUUCGGCUAACUGUUAAUUGACUGUCAUAAGAAAACAAAUAAUGGAUGAUGAUACUAUAGCAUUUGGAGAAGAAAAUGAAGGGAAAAAUCAAUUUAUGCACCCAUAUGUUACUUUAUUCCAUCUGGCUUUUCGAGUAUCAGCCAUAGUUGUUUAUAUGUUUUGUGGAAUUUUUACCAGUGGUUUCAUAGUAAGCUUUGUAAUUGUAGUUCUUCUUUUGUCUAUGGAUUUUUGGACUGUCAAGAAUGUAACUGGAAGAUUAAUGGUUGGACUUAGAUGGUGGAAUUAUGUAGAUGAUAAUGGAAUUAGCCAUUGGGUGUUUGAAUCAAGAAAGGGUGCUCAUCAGAAUCGAAUAAACCCUUCAGAGGCAAGAAUAUUUUGGUUAGCACUGAUUUUAUCACCUCUGCUGUGGUGUAUAUUCUUUUUGAUUGCUCUAUUUGGAUUGAAUCCAAAGUGGCUACUUCUUGCUUUGAUUGCCAUAAUUUUGAAUGGAUCUAAUCUUUAUGGAUACGUAAAGUGUAAAACAGGAGGAGAUAAAAAUAUUUCUUCAGCCACAUCAGAAUUUUUCAAGAAGCAAGUACUGCAAAAUAUGGCUUCAAUGAUGACUAAAAAUUCAAAUUCACCUUCUAGAAAUUUUAGUGAUACUUCAAAUGUUAUAUAAAAAAUAUAAAUUACGAUUUAAAAAGAAUGUGAUGUGCAUCUAGUUAUUUACUUAUUUAUAUAAAUGUAAAUUAAAUUAAAUUAAACAUUCAUAUACAAUUUUUCAUAAAGUAACGUUUUUAAAUAA
Molecule: messenger RNA, 1031 nt
Organism: Phymastichus coffea
Lineage: Eukaryota; Metazoa; Arthropoda; Insecta; Hymenoptera; Eulophidae
Exons: 5
Coding region: 288-905 (205 amino acids)
Biological process (GO): protein secretion; vesicle-mediated transport
Cellular component (GO): Golgi membrane
Source: RefSeq, a predicted model, not a curated record